GGAAGUGAUCAGCGGAUCUCCCUGAUCUCUGGAUCGCAUAUCGUUAUACGCGCGUUGUUUGUUAUUGCCUUGUUAUUGUCGCUGACAGCAUUAUUGCAAAUAAUAUCCCAACUCAUCCAAGUGAAUACAAAAUAAUGUAUCUGCAAGAUACGAAAAGUAAACGCCCGCUUGCAAAGUGUUGUGUUUCGUUAUAACCCACAAACAAACAUCACCACCAAUGUUUCGGUUUCCGAGGAUAUUACUCAAAAUGCAUAAAUCACGGUUGUAAUAUGAACGCACACAAAAUAUUAUAAUACUCAAAAAAAAAAAAAAUCAAACACCAAAUUUUGUUUCCACCUUGAAUCAAUCUAUGCAAUAUUCAAAAUUCUUUCAAGUUUUCUGUUUGUUAUUUUGUUAUUAAAAAUCUCACGUGUUAAACAACAAGUUUUUCUUCAAAAUCUCAUUACUGUUUAAGUGUUUCUAUUUGAAAAGUUUGUUCAAAAUUGUUCUGCAACUUAUUACUCCAGUUCUUAAAACUAUAAUACACUAUUCUUAUAUUAUUUAACAAAAGCCAAAUUCUUUUAAAGCAAAGUAACGCUUAAUUAUUUAUUAUACCCUACUAUUACAUUUGAAUUAAGUUUUUGUAAUUACAUUAGUAUAUAACUAAGUUAGUUAUAAAAUCUUAUAAAAUUCAAUUCGAAAUUGCUGCCAAAAAAAACACUUUGGAUUAUACAAGAAAAUUGUUCAUCAAGGCUUCAAUUGUAUGUGAAGAAUCCUUAGGUGCUAAUUUAGUUGAUAAGCGCAAGCUGCAAAGAGAGGAAGAUAGAGAGCGAUAAACAGAAACAGGCAGUACAAUAAGUCAAUCGACUCGAGAGCUGGAAAUUCCGACUGGGUGGCAACUUUUCGAAGGCAGUGCUUAAAAGUAUGCUACAAUAUAGUGCCAGCGAUUGCCGACUGAGGCGAACCUAACAGAAUCGGCAUAUUUAUAGAAUAUAUACAGAAGAUAUAUACACGGAGCAAAGAGAGAGAGAGGAGAGAGAGAGCGGAGAAGAGAGAGGGAGAGAGUAAGAGUCAGGCGGAGAAUCGCCGAGGAAUCACGAUAGAACCGGCAGCGAAAUGUCCAAGUUCUUUGUGAAUGUUGCCCCCAUCAACAACAGCAACAGCAGCAGUAGCCACACAACCACCAGCAGCAACACCCAGCGCCACCAGCAGCACCAACAACACUAUGGCGGGAGCGGGACAACCGGCCACACGAUGGUGGCCCGCAGACUCAACUACGAUCUGCACGGCGGCACCACCAGCAUCAACAACAACAACAACAUUGUGAUCAAGAACGAGUCCGUCGACUUGGACUACGAUCACGUCCUGAGCAGCAGCGACAGCAACAGCAACGGCGGCGUGGCAGCCCACCUGCGGGAUCAUGUCUACAUCAGUCUGGACAAGGGGCACAACACGGGGGCAGUGGCAACAGCAGCGGCGGCGGCAACGGCGGGCCACACGCAGCAGCAACUGCAGCAGCAGCACCACCACCAAAAUCAGCAGCAACGCAAGGCGACCGGCAAAUCCAACGAUAUCACAAAUUAUUACAAGGUCAAACGUCGGCCACACGCCGUCAGCGAUGAGAUUCACCCGAAGAAGCAGGCCAAGCAGAGCGCCCACCACCAGACGGUGUAUCAGAAGCAUACGGCUAGCAGUGCGCCCCAGCAGCUCCGGCACAGCCACCACCAGCUGCGCCACGACGCGGAUGCCGAACUGGACGAGGAUGUGGUGGAGCGGGUGGCCAAGCCGGCAUCGCAUCACCCCUUUUCGCUGUCGACGCCCCAGCAACAGUUGGCUGCGUCGGUGGCCAGCAGUUCCUCGAGCGGAGAUCGCAAUCGGGCGGACACCUCGCUGGGAAUACUGACCAAAAAGUUUGUGGACCUGCUGCAGGAGUCACCGGAUGGCGUGGUGGAUCUGAACGAGGCCUCCAAUCGAUUGCACGUUCAGAAGCGGCGCAUCUACGACAUUACCAAUGUCCUCGAAGGCAUUAACAUCCUGGAGAAGAAGUCGAAGAACAACAUCCAGUGGCGCUGCGGGCAGUCGAUGGUCAGCCAGGAGCGUUCCCGUCACAUCGAAGCGGAUUCGUUGCGGCUGGAGCAACAGGAGAACGAGCUGAACAAGGCCAUCGAUCUGAUGCGCGAGAAUCUGGCUGAGAUCUCCCAGGAGGUGGAGAACUCCGGCGGCAUGGCCUACGUCACGCAGAACGACCUGCUCAACGUGGAUCUCUUCAAAGAUCAGAUCGUUAUCGUGAUCAAGGCGCCGCCAGAGGCUAAGCUUGUGCUGCCCAACACAAAAUUGCCGCGCGAGAUUUACGUGAAGGCGGAGAAUAGCGGGGAGAUCAACGUCUUCCUCUGCCAUGACACCUCACCGGAAAAUUCGCCAAUCGCGCCGGGCGCCGGCUACGUUGGAGCACCCGGUGCAGGAUGCGUCCGUACGGCCACCUCCACACGACUGCAUCCGUUGACCAACCAGCGACUGAACGAUCCGCUCUUCAACAAUAUCGAUGCCAUGAGCACCAAGGGAUUAUUUCAAACGCCCUACCGCUCGGCUCGCAACCUCAGCAAAUCGAUUGAGGAAGCCGCCAAGCAGUCCCAGCCUGAAUAUAAUAACAUUUGUGAUAUUGCGAUGGGCCAGCAUCAUAAUCUGAACCAGCAGCAGCAGCAGCAACAACAACAGUUGCUACAGCAGCCGGAGGAGGACGAUGUGGACGUGGAGCUGAACCAGCUGGUUCCGACACUGACGAAUCCUGUGGUCCGGACCCAUCAGUUCCAGCAGCACCAGCAGCCCUCCAUCCAGGAGCUGUUCAGCAGCUUAACAGAAUCCUCGCCUCCAACGCCCACCAAGCGGCGUCGGGAGGCAGCAGCCGCAGCAAUUGCCGCAGGCAGCUCAACAACAGCAACCACUACGCUUAAUAGUCAUAACAACAGAAACCACAGCAAUCAUAGCAACCACAGCAACCAUAGCAGCAGCAACAACAGCAAAUCCCAACCACCCACAAUAGGCUACGGCAGCAGUCAGCGACGCAGCGAUGUGCCCAUGUAUAAUUGUGCAAUGGAAGGCGCAACCACAACAUCUGCAACAGCAGAUACGACAGCUGCCACAUCGCGAUCGGCCGCAGCAAGCUCACUGCAGAUGCAAUUCGCUGCCGUCGCGGAGAGCAACAACGGCAGUAGCAGCGGCGGUGGUGGCGGCGGCGGCGGCUAUGGCAGCAUCGCUGGCGCUGGCGCCAACGCUGAUCCCCAUCAGCCGUACAGCCAUGACCGCAACAGCCUGCCGCCCGGCGUGGCUGACUGCGAUGCCAACAGCAACAGCAGCAGUGUCACGCUGCAGGGCCUCGAUGCUCUCUUCAACGACAUUGGCUCGGACUACUUCAGCAACGAUAUCGCCUUUGUGUCCAUCAAUCCGCCGGACGACAAUGACUAUCCGUAUGCGCUGAACGCGAACGAGGGCAUCGAUCGGCUGUUUGACUUCGGUUCGGAUGCCUAUGGACCCUAAGAGGAGACGUCCACGAACACAAUCACAACCACACACACACACACACACACAUGUCUACAAAAUUGGGAUUCUGGGGGUGUUUAUAAUUUUAAAUUAUAUACAAAUGGCAAAAGAAAAAAAAAGAUACAAAGCCAGCCAGCAAAUUAUUAAAUUAUUUGAUUGCAAAUACUAGAAGCCACAAAAAAUCCAAAAACAAAACACAAAAAAAAGCGAAUCAGCAAAACUUAAUGAAACUAAGUUGUGUGUACAAUUUUAAGCGUAAAAAUAUAUACAUUUAAAUUUAUAACCCAAACUAAUUUAAGCGAAACAAAACGAAAACACAAAAUCUACUUUACAAAAACUCAGCCUCACGAGAGAAAUAGGGAGAAGUCGUAGCAAGAAGAGCCACAUUUUAUAAGCAAAUUUUAAUUUUAGCCUUUAAAAGAAAGCAAAAAGAAUCAGGAAUACUAUUUAAACGAUUGGAUAACACACAAAAAAUGCGAAUACUUCCCUCUUAUCAAACAACUUUUUGGGCUAGAACUGUCUGUAAAUUAGUAAAAAUAAUACCAACACACACACACACACACACACUUAUAUAAUUUUAAAUUAUAAAACAAAAUAGUUGUAAAGCCAAUCAACAUUAAACAAUAAAAAGAAAAUCAAUUUCAAAUUGUAAAAUAUAUCGAAGACAUUUCAAAUUAAUAUGGAGCAGUAGUAGAAGAGGAAGAGAACACUCCUGGGCCCCCAACAAGAUGGCUUUGGUUCCUGUUUUAGUGACGCAUGCAACAGAAUCCUCUUCUCUUCAUUUGCUUGGAUUUAUCGAUUGAUUUUUAAUUAUAAUAUUAUUAAAGCUAUAACUAUGUAUCAUAAUUUGUUAUUGUUAUAAAAUUUAAACUGUAAACACACACAUGGGCCCAAUAGCAGUUUAUUCAUAGAAGCCAAAUCAUCCCACAAAACAAACAACCAACCACUUAACAGAGUCAACUACAAGUACAUAAAUAAUUAUUUAAACUCUCUCCUAGUAGUUAUAUAUUUAACUAAACGAUAGAUAAAAGCAACAAACAAAUGCAAAUCAUACAAUUGUAAAAAAAAAUCAAUAAAUAAACGAAGGAGAACCGCAACAAGCCGAAACCACUGUAUAAUUGUACGUUUAAUUUUUAUAAGAGAAAACACACUUGUUAGGUACUUUUCUUUCUUUCCAAAAACAAACACAUGAAAAAAAGAGAAAAUAAAUAUUACAAAAACGAAGGAAACUUUAAAAUAAACAAAAUAAAUUUUUAAAACCG
This is a messenger RNA of Drosophila melanogaster (fruit fly), 4778 nucleotides long. It is a transcript of the gene E2f1, whose product is annotated as E2F transcription factor 1. The record is from RefSeq and is marked reviewed. The transcript has 6 exons. The coding region runs from base 1096 to 3513 and encodes 805 amino acids. Gene Ontology annotation, cellular component: nucleus; transcription regulator complex. Gene Ontology annotation, biological process: regulation of DNA-templated transcription; regulation of transcription by RNA polymerase II. Lineage: Eukaryota; Metazoa; Arthropoda; Insecta; Diptera; Drosophilidae. Gene Ontology annotation, molecular function: RNA polymerase II cis-regulatory region sequence-specific DNA binding; protein dimerization activity.